UCGGUUGUGAAACAGUUUGCGAUGCAGUGAGUUCCCUCACUUUCACCAGCAGAGGUCCUUCGUGGAGCGCUGAUUAUAAAAGCUUCGAGAAAUUAACCUUUUUCGAAACGCUUGAGUUGAACGCUUCGCUGGUUCAUAAAGCUUCACUUCGCCCAUCACUACAGAUAACCUUACCUAACAUAUUAAUUAUUAUUAAUUAAGUUAACCGGAUUAAAUAUCACCAUUAAGGUGAAAUAAAAACAAAAAUCAAAUCAAAACAUUCAAUUAUGAUGCAAAUGGGAUGUCAUCCGUUGAUGCAAUGAUCAAAGGAUCAAAGCUGCACACUCCUGUGAGCUGUGAUCUAAUCGCAUAUAACAGGUAGUGAAUCCUCUCAGAAUCCCAUUCAAAUUAUAGCAGACACAGCGACACACUGAGUUACUUGACCACAUUUGAAAAUAGAAAACUGCAAGACCACCACCCGGAAAGACAAGCACAAUUUUUCUUAGGAAAAUCUGGCUGGAUUCAGCAGCAGGGGGCGAACACAUCUCUACUUUUGGCCCAAUUAUUAUCUCCUUCCAGAUGAUGCUAUGAAAGUACAAACAUAAUGGAUAGAUACACUGAGAUCAGACAUCUCGGGCACGGCACCUACGGCUCAGUUAUUCUUGGACGCAGUCUGGAGACAGGAGAACUGGUUGCCAUAAAGAAAAUGAAAAGAAAAUUCUAUUCCUGGGAAGAAUGCAUGAACCUCUGUGAAAUCAAGUCCUUAAAGAAACUCAAACAUGCAAAUGUGAUCAAACUGAAGGAGGUAUUUCGAGAAAAUUACCACUUGUACUUAAUAUUUGAGUACAUGAAGGAAAAUUUAUAUGAGCUAAUGAAAGACAGGACUCAGUUGUUUCCUGAAUCUGCAGUGAGAAAUAUUAUGUUUCAGAUACUACAGGGGCUCGCGUUCAUUCAUCAACACGGUUUUUUUCACAGGGACAUGAAACCUGAGAAUCUUCUGUGCAUGGGCCCAGAGCUGGUGAAAAUCGCCGACUUUGGGCUUGCCCGUGAGAUCAGAUCUUUACCUCCAUACGCAGACUAUGUCUCGACUAGAUGGUACAGAGCCCCAGAGGUGCUCCUCAGAUCCACGUCCUACAGCUCACCCAUAGACCAGUGGGCUGUCGGCUGCAUCAUGGCAGAACUUUAUACUCUCCGGCCUCUUUUCCCAGGCUCCAGUGAAGUCGACACCAUUCUCAAGAUUUGCCAAGUUGUGGGUACACCAAAGAAGAAUGAUUGGCAAGAGGGUUACCAGCUGGCAAGUGCGAUGAACUUUCGUUGGCCUCGGUGUGAUCCAAGUAAUCUUAAGACACUGAUCCCAAAUGCCAGUCCUGAAGCCAUCCGUCUGAUGACAGACCUGCUUCAGUGGAAUCCUAGGAAGAGACCAGCUUCAGCCCAGGCUCUCAGGUACUCCUACUUCUACCUGGGCGAGGCUUUGGGCACGCCUCAGCCGCUGCCGGCUCCUUUACAUUCACAGCAGACGCUGCAGCAGCAACCCCUGCUGCUCAAGCCUGUGCCCCCCUCCCACCCUCUGCCUCCAAACCAACGCUGCUCCCCAUCCAGGCCUCCCCAGCAGAUCCAGCCCUCCCCUGUUUCUGCAGAUGCCCAGGCAGCAGGGUGCCAAUGGCACACAGAGCUGAUGCAAGGACAGCAGCCGAAGCACAUCCUGAAGCAGGAACACACCGAAAGAACACCACAGAGCCAUCUUCCCUCCAUUGCAGACAAGAGUCUCCAGAGCAAGCAAACAAGAAAGGAGUUGGAAAAUGUCAAUCUGACUACCAUUAGUUUUUUUGGAAAAGGCAACUUCUACACGGACAAGUCGCGGCAGGGGGAGGACGCACUGAGCAGAUAUGGAAAUGUUCUUGAUUUCAGUCGAUUCAGAGGAAAGGAAGAUGCACCUUUAAACCUGAACAAGACUACAGCCCUUCAAGAGCCACCAAGAACCGCCUCUGCUAAACACCAUCACUUGAGGCAGGCGAUGCCUGGCAUUAGUACAAAGAAGAACGUUGCCAUAAAUGCCAGUAAAGACUUCAGUGGAAGCCAUCUUAGGGGCAACAGUAGUAUUCCAUUUGAAGGGACUCUGCCAAGCAGAGGCGCACAUGAUACAAAUACGAUCCCAGGUGGAUACAUGCCAUCAUUUUACAAAAAAGACACUGGUUCUGCUGGUCCUUCAGCAGAAUCAACAGCAUUAAAUUAUGCAACAUGGCUGUCUAGCCGGAGUCAAAUGAACACCUCCACUAACAUGCCAUUGGCCAACAAGAGCAACCCAGAUCUGCUGCCUCGUCAGCCGGCACAGAUCAUCCACGGGCGAACAGACUGGUCUGUCAAAUAUGGACAUGGUCUGCCAAAUAUGGACAUGCACAUGUUGCCCAACAAGAACAACCCAGGUCUGCUGCCUCGUCCACCGGUACAGACCCACGGGCCAACAGACUGGUCUGCAAAAUAUGGACACAGCUAGUGGCCUCCCCGAAGCUCUUAUCUGUGCCCCACAAGAGAGCCCUGCGCUCCUAAGAAUUCUUUCACCUCCAAAGAGUACGCCUAGUUAUUUUGUUAUGAAAAUCUGUACAUAAAUCUUACACAGCAAUAAACUUUGUUUCAGUAAUGUGUUGUAAAAUAUCUUUGUGUACGUGUACAGCUAAAUGCAACCGGCCAAAAUUUGAGCCCAGUCUGUCCGACAGGCUAUAUAUAUAUAUAUAUGUACUGUACUGACCACCAUGCCCUGACCACUCAGGGCACCGUGACCACUCAAUAUAAUGAGUGCCUUUAAUAAAUACUUCUGCUUAAGACAUC
Molecule: messenger RNA, 2805 nt
Organism: Scophthalmus maximus (turbot)
Lineage: Eukaryota; Metazoa; Chordata; Actinopteri; Pleuronectiformes; Scophthalmidae
Product: serine/threonine-protein kinase ICK-like
Exons: 14
Coding region: 584-2473 (629 amino acids)
Biological process (GO): protein phosphorylation; intraciliary transport; cilium assembly
Cellular component (GO): nucleus; cytoplasm; cilium
Molecular function (GO): ATP binding; protein serine/threonine kinase activity
Source: RefSeq, a predicted model, not a curated record